Molecule: messenger RNA, 1965 nt
Organism: Seminavis robusta
Lineage: Eukaryota; Bacillariophyta; Bacillariophyceae; Naviculales; Naviculaceae
Source: the annotation of a GenBank genome assembly
AUGUUGCCCACUUCUGGUGGUGACAAGCUGAGGCCCUUGGUCUCACGGAUAUAUCCCGCAUAUUCCCAUUCAAAGCAGGUUUCCCCUGGUCUGGGCUUGAACCAUCACUUCAGCUCGCCACUGCCAUUCGAUUCGCCAGACCCUCGGGCCCACAAAGAAAUCUCGCCAAUGGUGUAUCCCCUUGAAUCAGUCGGGAAUUCAAGUCUCAGUCUGCAGCAGCAUUACAGCUCACCGGCAGCUUCCAACAGCAGCAGUUCCAAUCGAGGUGGCGAGAAAAUCGAUGCGAGAUCAGACGAGAAACAAUACAAGAUUUCGCGAAGAGGGGACGCGGAAACGAGCCCGAAGCAGCGCUUUCAUCGAUUCGCCAGAGUGAAUUUUCAACUCGAUCCACUGACGAAGGAAGAACGCGAUGAAACCAUUAAGGAGUCGCAACCUACUUCGGAAACUCGACUGGCUCCUCCUGCCAAUCGAAAAGUGCUUUGGUCUGAACCACCACAAAGGCAGCCUCCACCUGAUCCAGAGCCCAUGGACUGCUUUGAAGCUGCCAAGUUGCCUAUAGAGACACAGCUGGCAAUCGAUCCUGAUGGACCGGACCGGACAUGCUCGAUUGAAGAAACGUGCUCUUAUGAAUACAAUUCCAUGGGCACGACAGAGGUCAUGUUCGGAAAAGGUGGAGAUGACAAUUCGAUAACCACGUUGAUCGAGUCAAUCAAGGAGUCUGCACACAGGUUAGCUGACCAAGAAUCCAAGAACUGUCGUCGGUCAGAUCCUCCUACCGGCGUUACAGAUUUCAUCUCUGUCGCCAUCCCCUUUGCUCCAGAAAAGAGGGCCGCAGAGAAGUCCCUCCAAGUCUUUGUCGGUUCGUCGUUUGGCCCCAUUGGUGCCGAGAUCGCUGAACAUAGUGAACCGCAAGUGAAGAGAGCGGCGAUAGACGCAGAUCCCAGCAUGCGCAAUUCUUCCCCACAACGCUGCAGAUCACCUAGAGAGCCAAGGGGAACACGAUUCGUGGGCAGAAGAAUGAAACGAAGCGUCUCAAGUAUCAAACCGAAGCACCGUAAAACGUCAGGAAACGAAGCAGAGAGAGCAGAAAAUCGGACUGACCACGAAACCAGUUCCAAACAAUCGGUUUCAUUAGGAUCAGCCACAAGGACAGACGCAACGAGAAGUGGCGCUGAUGAUUUGUUGGGUGACACUCGUCAAACUGCCGAUUCACACGACACUUUGAACCGGGAACAGAUACCUUACUACCAAUCGAACGCCCCUCGACCUCUUGUACAGAUUGCCAAUGAAAGUGGAGGGUCAUGGAAUGAAAAGAACGAGCGAUAUCCUAACGAGCCAAGUGAGAACGCACAGGAGCGACAGAUACACAGAGCACCUUCCGAUGGAGAAGAUACAGCUUCGAGGAAGGAAGAUUGGCUGCAAACAGGUCCUACUGAGAAGUCACACAAGACUGUCGAAUGGUCUGACGCUGUCGGAAACAACGGUCGCGAGGAAUCCGACCGACAACAUCGCAUAAAUCACAGCAGCUCGUCUGUUUCAUCACUGUCGUGUGUUGCCGAACAGAAGCAGCGCUCUCACCCUGGCACUCGCAGUGAGAAGAAGCAGUACUACAAGUCUAGGGGCAAUCCAGACUUCAAAUCGUACGACCCCACGACACACCGAGACGCCAAAUCAGUUGGCAGUUACUCGACUUGGGGGACCACUGACAGGGAUCUUCUUGUUGCUGUUGCACAUCAUGGUGCAGACAAUAUGAGACGUAACGACCCUCCAGUGCAUAGCACACCCCAGGCCGGUUUGGUAGGUCGUCAUCUCCCAGAUCACAAUGUCAUUACAAUAUCCUCGAGCGACACAUCGGAAUCUACCGACUCUACCGCGAUAGAGGACAUCAUUGCAAGAUGUCAACAGAAGCUCGAAUUUUCACGCUACGAAAGAGGGUCGAGAUUUGAAUCAAGGGAAUUGGAAUAG